CGGCUCGCGUGCCGGGGUGGGGCCGUCCUUCCGCAGCCGCGGCCGCUGCGGGUCCCCGAGAUGCGAGCGCCGGCAGCCGCGCCACCAGAGCUCCCGGCCCGGGGCCAGAAAUGAUGAUUCCACCAGGGGAGUGCAUGUAUGCUGGAAGGAAAAGAAGGAAGCCCAUUCAGAAACAGAGGCCGGCCACGGGGGCUGAGAAGUCAAACCCGUCCAAGCGGCACCGGGACCGCCUCAACGCCGAGCUGGACCACCUGGCCAGCCUGCUUCCGCUUCCUCCUGACAUCGUGUCUAAGCUGGACAAGCUUUCCGUCCUGCGUCUCAGCGUCAGCUACCUCAGGGUGAAGAGCUUCUUUGAAGCCGUGCAGAAGUGCCCACGGCAGCCGGCGGCUGGUACCCCCUCACCAGAAGACAGCGGUCUGAACGGAGGGUCCACCGUGCUGGAGGGAAGGCUGCUGCUGGAGUCUCUCGAUGGCUUUGCCCUGGUCGUGAGUGCGGAAGGCAUGAUAUUUUACGCGUCAGCAACGAUCGUGGACUAUCUGGGCUUCCACCAGACGGACGUGAUGCACCAGAACAUCUAUGACUAUAUCCACGUGGACGACCGCCAGGACUUCUGCCGGCAGCUGCACUGGGCCAUGGACCCUCCCCAGGCGGUGUUUGGGCAGCCCCUGCACUCAGACACAGAGGACGCGGUGCUGGGGCGGCUGCUCCGGGCGCAGGAGGCGGACUUCUCGGCCUUCCUGACGCGCUGCUUCGUGUGCCGCGUGCGCUGCCUGCUGGACAGCACCUCGGGCUUCCUGACAAUGCAGUUUCAAGGAAAACUAAAAUUCCUGUUUGGACAGAAGAGGAAGACUCCAUCAGGGACAGUCCUGCCCCCUCGGCUGUCACUGUUCUGCAUCGUGGUGCCCGUCCUCCUUCCUUCCGUGGCGGAGAUGAAAAUGAAGAGUGCGUUUCUGAGAGUGAAGCACAGGGUGGACGUCUCAGGCUCAGUGGACACGAAAGCAAAAGCCGCCUCGAGUCUGUGUGACCCAGCAUCGCAUGGAAAACCCCACUGCCUGGCAGGGAGGGGCAUUGGAGAAAACAUCUCAGCGCUCAAGGCACAAGCGGAUGCAGGCUGCUGGGCCCGGGUUCCAGCCAGAGCCCCAUGUCCCUGCCUCAGGAGCAGCCCGGACCUCGUUUCUGACCCCGAGGGGGCCGCCGGGGACAGGGGAGGAGAGGAGCACGGGGGGGUGUCUGGCAGCACUCCCGGAGCCAGGGGGCGGAGGGAAAGACCUGCGUAUAGUUGCUGCUUUGAGGCGCCUGGACCCGUGAGGCACCUGAACUGGAUGACAGGGAAACAUGGUCCAGAUGGUGGCACCAACGUGAAGCUGGGACCCAGUAAGAGUGACCCAUUCUCCACACACACCGUGUCCCGUGGCUCCUGCGUGUCCUGCCCCGGUGUUCAGGGCACUGUCCAUAGCAGUGGGGUUACUGCUUUCCGGAAUUCACCCGGCUGUCACCCAGGAAGCCACUCUCCCAGUGCCUAUGCCAGCCGCACGAGCAGAGCCUUGCAGGACGGCUGCAAGGGGCCCCCUCUGCCCAGCUGCCCCUUUCCCCAGGGGAGCCUGGACAGUGGGCUCCCUCCGCCCGGAGGGCAGCGUCUCGCAGCGGGGGGCUAUUCCACCGAGGACGCCAAGUUUCGAGGGGGGCCGGUGCCCGCGGGAGCCCCGUGCAACCCCGUGCUGUCACUUGAUGUGCCCGUCAAGCUGGAGAACGACUCUGGGUCUGAGGACGCGGCGGACGGCUACCUCGUGUCCCCAGGCCAGGUGUGGCCGGGAGCCGGUGGUGUGGCCAAGAGACAGCUGGUCACUUUCCCUACCAGGAUACACCUGAAGACAGAGUCAGACUCCAGACCCCACCUGUAUGCUCCGCACCUGGGGCACAGCAUGCUGGGGGCUCACCUGAGCGGCAGGGCUCCACUCAGACCCGGCGAGGAGCCGGCGCCCUCCCGCCCCGCACACUGUGCCUGCCUGCAGCAUGUGCAUGGCCUUCCCGAGCCAGAUCCUCCCCGCCACCUCCGUGCACACGGUCACCAGCCCCCUACGCUGGGCCGUGACUGCAGAGCUCCCGGCACCACACCCGUUGUCAAGCGCGAGCCCCUGGACUCACCCCCAUGGGCAAGCCACAGCCAGGGUGGGGUGCCCGGCAUGUUCCCCAGAAGUGCCUUGCCGACACUGAUGCCCCCCAAAGCCCCCGAGUGUGCCUUCCUGCCGUAGGGCGGGUGUUUCUAAGAGCUAGCCUCUUCCGCACGCCCAGACUUACCCUCAGCUGCGAUGGCAGGUGGGGGGUCGGAGCCGUUCUGCAAAGCUGCACGAGUCCAGGCCUCCUUAGGUGUGGGCAGCGUGUGCAAUAGCAUGUUGCGUACUUUGUAAAAUGUCACGCAAGUCCUUCAAUGCCAAGUGGUGUUAAGUCUGCUCACAAUUUUCCAGAAAGGGGCCAGAGUGAGACGUGUCAGCCUGGCAGGGCACACCCCUCUCUCCAGGACGCAGUGGGCACCUGGCCAGUCACGCGGUGUGGUCUCCCGCGAUCCCCAUGCUCACCUCCCAGCUCCGCCUGCGCCGUGGAGGCGGGCCAACGCCUCCACGGAGUGGACUGAAGAGAGCAGCCACACCCUGGGUACAAAUUAGGGAUAUAAUCUUUUGAGCCACAAGUGACCAUGCCCCCAUUCACGGAAGGAAUCUGGAAGGUUCCAGGCAAAAGAGCCUGUCUGCACCAGGUCCUGCCCUCACUACUACACACAGCACGUGCUCCUCGACCUCACGGUGGAGGUUGAGGCCACACCCAGAGUGGAAAUUGACAGGAUGAUAUCCUGUUCCUUCUGGAAGUCUCUGGGAUUUUUAAUGGGCCUCUGAAGAUGGUUUAUGCUAAUCUGUCUCCAGUACAUUGUGUAAUCUCGAGUUUACAGAGUCUGGGUUUGGAAGCAGAGAGAAGGACGAAACGUAGAGAAAAGAGGUAAAAAAAAGUCAAGUUGCCCAUGGAGGCUGUGUUGCUGGCUGUAUACAGGUUUUCAAAUGGGGAUUCCAACCACCACCUCAGGAAGAAUCAUUAGAGACAAGACAGAAAUUGUUUUCUAGAACUGUACACCCACACAUCCCAACUGUAGGAUCCCCAGACACAACGUUGUGAAUCAGAAAGUGGAGUCCCAGGCACCCCACGGUCACCACCAGAGAUGGGCCCCCUCCGCGCCCCGCCGGUGCCAUCAGCGAGGGGUGUGCCAUCAGGGUAUGAAGGUCUCCACCGAGCCUGCUUGUACUGUGGUGGACACACACCUGCUCCUCAGGGACAAGGGCAUCUGUUCCUAAAGUCACCCCCAUCUGGGAGCCUCAGGAGGUGGCGGGAGCCUCCAGGCAGGGACUUGCCGCUCCGCCAUCGGUACGUUCUACCCUUCAGUGGGAGGCCUUCUUCUCCAUCACCUAGGGCUUUGGGGUAUCAAUGUUCAGCUGGGCUAAUGCUGAAGCCUUGUUAGAACUCGGGGUUUAGCUGGCAGGACCCUUAGACACACCCUGGGGCACCGGCGCGCCUGUUGCCAGCUUUGUGGAGGGUCCCCCAUGCGGGAUGCUGGGAGCUGAGGGCUUCUUCCUGGGGCUGACACGGGAGGCCACCCACUGGAGCCCAGGGUGUGGAGUGGUCAACGCGUGGCCCUCUGGGACACACAAGGCCAGCCCAGCAGCCUCUCCUCACCCACUGAGGCCUUGCAAAGGGUGACGCUGGUGCUGUGCUGUCUUCACUUCUGCUGCCAGAGUCUCCCCUGACCAUUACGAUGGUGGCACAACCACCCAGGGACACCUGGGGACCUCUGGCUGGCCCCAGACCCUCCUCACCCGGUUCUGCUGCAGGGCACAAACGCCUGUGCUCUCUGGGCGUCUGGAGACUUACUCCCUGAGACCUGGGGUGGAGUUGCAGAAUCUUCUUCCUUCUUUCCUAGUCAAACCCAGAGCCCAGGUCCUGGCCCUCUGUCAGAUGUGACUGUGCACCUGUCUGGGGUCCCCAUCUGUGAGGUCACUGACCCUCUCACUUCAUCAAUGGAGAGGUCACACCCCAGGCCCAGGCUGGCUGCCUGGGGCCAUGCCCUGCGAUGCACUAGGGCUCCCCCAUGUCAGGAUGCAGUAGACACACAUGUAGCAGGUACCUCAGAAAACACAGGACUGAAAAGGUGGAAUUCAGAGACAUCAUGGCAUGCUUGCACAUUGUAGCCAGGCCCCAGCAUAACCAAAGAGGAGCGGCAGGUGAGAGCCUCAGGCGAGACGCCGCCCUGAAGCAAGUCACGCCUGUCCCCGAGGGCCAUGGCACUCACGCCACCCCCUCCCCACAAGCGGUCAGUUCGCAGGUGGACAGGUCCUGCUUUGUUGACAGAGAGUCUGGCCCCUGGAAGUUAGCUCUGCAGGUCUUGUGUUCUGGAGAUGCCCAUCCUACACCCGGGGCCUUGAACUCAACGGGCCCAGGUCCCCUCCUGAGAUGCCCCUCAUACACCCGGGGCCCUUGAACGCUCUGGGCCCAGGUCCCCUCCUCUCCUGGGUCAACACCAGCAGAACGACCCUGAGUCAGCACUUUCGUUACUUCACAGCCACACCCUUCCUGAAACAUCAUGUGGGAAGAUGAUGGCAUGUAGGAGGUGCAGAUGUGGUCACUUCCUCUUUAAAUGUCAUUACCAGUACCAAUUACAGGGUUAGGGUUUUCUGUGUCUUGUAGCUUUUGCUUAUUAGCUGAAAACAUAUGAAAAUCAAAUGUAACAUGAGAAUGGAUGGACAGGAGGAGAUGAACACAAAUUGUAUAUUUUUAUAGUUUCUACUGGAGGAGAAAAGUUUUUAAUAUCUAGACUGACUUGCUGAAUUUUUUAAAAUGGAAAUAUUAUAAUGUAACUUUUUAUACUGUUUUCUCAGUGCCUUUAGAAACAGCUUUCAAAUAUAUUCCUGAUAGUAUGGUUUGUAUUCAAUAUGCAAUAUUGAUAUAAAAUAAAUCACGUUAGUUCAUGUU
Molecule: messenger RNA, 5010 nt
Organism: Lynx canadensis (Canada lynx)
Lineage: Eukaryota; Metazoa; Chordata; Mammalia; Carnivora; Felidae
Gene: AHRR
Product: aryl-hydrocarbon receptor repressor
Exons: 11
Coding region: 111-2252 (713 amino acids)
Biological process (GO): regulation of transcription by RNA polymerase II
Cellular component (GO): aryl hydrocarbon receptor complex; nucleus
Molecular function (GO): transcription cis-regulatory region binding; protein dimerization activity; nuclear receptor activity
Source: RefSeq, a predicted model, not a curated record